Molecule: messenger RNA, 4965 nt
Organism: Acanthosepion pharaonis
Lineage: Eukaryota; Metazoa; Mollusca; Cephalopoda; Sepiida; Sepiidae
Source: the annotation of a GenBank genome assembly
AUGGACCUGAGUGAGCCAAGUGGUUCAGCAACUCCAUCUUCUUCGUGCUCUCUUGAUAAUGGUGGGCAUAGUCCAAGUGGCCAAAGUGAGUCACCAGCCUCUCCAGGAGUUGAGAAUAUUUCCCCAGAUCAACUUCCCUUUAGUAUUGGAGUGUGUGAAACAAAUCCUUAUGGCUGUCCUCAUUGUGAGAAAGCAUUUCCUCGCCAUAGUUACCUAAAGCUACAUGAACAGGAACAUGGAGAACUGAUGCCAUUCCGCUGUAGCUAUUGCAGCCGCCUGUUCCGACACAAACGUAGCCGAGACAGACACAUCAAGUUACACACAGGGGACAAAAAGUAUAAGUGUUCACAGUCCACUGUUUCUUUUUUCUCUCUCUCUCUCUCUCUCUCUUUACCUUCUUUCCCUUUGUUUCUUUUUACCUUCUUUUUUCCCUUUCUCUCCUUCUUUUCCUCUUCUUUUUUCCCUUUCUCUCCUUCUUUUCCUUUCUUGUCCUUCUUUUCCUUUCUCUCUUUCCUGUCCUUCUUUUCCUUUCCCUCUUUCUUGUCUUUUUAUCCUUUCCCUCUUUCUUGUCCUUCUUUCCUUUUUUAUCUCUUUCUUGUCCGUCUUUCUUUUUUUCUUGUCCUUCUUUCUUGUCCUUCUUUCUUGUCCUUCUUUCCCUUUCUCUCUUUCUUUUCCUUCUUUUCCUUUCUCUCUUUCUUUUCCUUUUCCUUUCUCUCUUUCUUUUCCUUUUCCUUUCUCUCUUUCUUUUCCUUUUCCUUUCCCUCUUUCUUGUCCUUCUUUUCCUUUCCCUCUUUCUUGUCCUUCUUUUCCUUUCCCUCUUUCUUGUCCUUCUUUUCCUUUCCCUCUUUCUUGUCUUUUUAUCCUUUCCCUCUUUCUUGUCCUUCUUUUGCUUUCCCACUUUCUUGUCCUUCUUUUCCUUUCCCUCUUUCUUGUCCUUCUUUCCUUUUUUAUCUCUUUCUUGUCCGUCUUUCUUUUUUUCUUGUCCUUCUUUCUUGUCCUUCUUUCCCUUUCUCUCUUUCUUUUCCUUUUCCUUUCUCUCUUUCUUUUCCUCCUUUUCCUUUCUCCCUUUCUUGUCCUUCUUUUCCUUUCCCUCUUUCUCGUCCUUCUUUUCCUUUCCCUCUUUCUCGUCCUUCUUUUCCUUUCCCUCUUUCUCGUCCUUCUUUUCCUUUCCCUCUUUCUCGUCCUUCUUUUCCUUUCCCUCUUUCUCGUCCUUAUUUUCCUUUCCCUCUUUCUUGUCCUUAUUUUCCUUUCCCUCUUUCUUGUCCUUCUUUUCCUUUCCCUCUUUCUUGUCCUUCUUUUCCUUUCCCUCUUUCUUGUCCUUCUUUUCCUUUCCCUCUUUCUUGUCCUUCUUUUCCUUUCCCUCUUUCUUGUCCUUCUUAUCCUUUCCUUCUUUCUUGUCCUUCUUACCCUUCCCUUCUUUCUUGUCCUUCUUACCCUUCCCUUCUUUCUUGUCCGUCUUUCCCUUUCUCCUUUUGUUGUCAUUCUUUCGCAUUUAUCUCUUUCUUGUCUUUCUUUCCACUUUAUCUCUUUCUUGUCUUUCUUUCCCUUUUACCUGUUUCUUGUCUUUCUUUCCCUUUUACCUGUUUCUUGUCCUUCUUUUCCUUUCCCUCUUUCUUGUCCUUCUUUUGCUUUCCCUCUUUCUUGUCCUUCUUUUGCUUUCCCUCUUUCUUGUCCUACUUUUCCUUUCCCUCUUUCUUGUCUUUUUAUCCUUUCCCUCUUUCUUGUCUUUUUAUCCUUUCCCUCUUUCUUGUCUUUUUAUCCUUUCCCUCUUUCUUGUCCUUCUUUUCCUUUCCCUCUUUCUUGUCUUUUUAUCCUUUCCCUCUUUCUUGUCUUUUUAUCCUUUCCCUCUUUCUUGUCUUUUUAUCCUUUCCCUCUUUCUUGUCUUUUUAUCCUUUCCCUCUUUCUUGUCUUUUUAUCCUUUCCCUCUUUCUUGUCCUUCUUUUGCUUUCCCUCUUUCUUGUCCUUCUUUUCCUUUCUCCCUUUCUUGUCCUUCCUACCCUUUCCCUCUUUCUUGUCCUUCUUACCCUUUCCCUCUUUCUUGUCCUUCUUACCCUUCCCUUCUUUCUUGUCCUUCUUACCCUUCCCUUCUUUCUUGUCCUUCUUUCCCUUUCUCUCUUUCUUGUCCGUCUUUCCCUUUCUCUCUUUCUUGUCCGUCUUUCCCUUUCUCUCUUUCUUGUCCGUCUUUCCCUUUCUCUCUUUCUUGUCCGUCUUUCCCUUUCUCUCUUUCUUGUCCGUCUUUCCCUUUCUCUCUUUCUUGUCCGUCUUUCCCUUUCUCCUUUUAUUGUCAUUCUUUCGCAUUUAUCUCUUUCUUGUCUUUCUUUCCACUUUAUCUCUUUCUUGUCCUUCUUUCCCUUUUACCUGUUUCUUGUCCUUCUUUUCCUUUCCCUCUUUCUUGUCCUUCUUUUCCUUUCCCUCUUUCUUGUCCUUCUUUUGCUUUCCCUCUUUCUUGUCCUUCUUUUGCUUUCCCUCUUUCUUGUCCUUCUUUUGCUUUCCCUCUUUCUUGUCCUUCUUUUGCUUUCCCUCUUUCUCGUCCUUCUUUUGCUUUCCCUCUUUCUUGUCCUUCUUUUGCUUUCCCUCUUUCUCGUCCUUCUUUUGCUUUCCUUCUUUCUCGUCCUUCUUUUGCUUUCCUUCUUUCUCGUCCUUCUUUUGCUUUCCUUCUUUCUCGUCCUUCUUUUGCUUUCCCUCUUUCUCGUCCUUCUUUUCCUUUCCCUCUUUCUCGUCCUUUUAUCCUUUCCCUCUUUCUCGUCUUUUUAUCCUUUCCCUCUUUCUUGUCCUUCUUUCCUUUUUUAUCUCUUUCUUGUCCGUCUUUCUUUUUUUCUUGUCCUUCUUUCUUGUCCUUCUUUCUUGUCCUUCUUUCCCUUUCUCUCUUUCUUUUCCUUCUUUCCCUUUCUCUCUUUCUUUUCCUUCUUUCCCUUUCUCUCUUUCUUUUCCUUUUCCUUUCCCUCUUUCUUGUCCUACUUUUCCUUUCCCUCUUUCUUGUCUUUUUAUCCUUUCCCUCUUUCUUGUCCUUCUUUCCUUUUUUAUCUCUUUCUUGUCCGUCUUUCUUUUUUUCUUGUCCUUCUUUCUUGUCCUUCUUUCUUGUCCUUCUUUCUUGUCCUUCUUUCCCUUUCUCUCUUUCUUUUCCUUCUUUCCCUUUCUCUCUUUCUUUUCCUUUUCCUUUCCCUCUUUCUUGUCCUUCUUUUCCUUUCCCUCUUUCUUGUCCUUCUUUUCCUUUCCCUCUUUCUUGUCCUUCUUUUCCUUUCCCUCUUUCUUGUCCUUCUUUUUCUUUUCCUCUUUCUUGUCCUUCUUUCCCUUUCCCUCUUUCUUGUCCUUCUUUUCCUUUUCCCUCUUUCUUGUCCUUCUUUUCCUUUCCCUCUUUCUUGUCCUUCUUUUCCUUUCCCUUUUCUUGUCCUUCUUUUCCUUUCCCUCUUUCUUGUCUUUUUUAUCCUUUCCCUCUUUCUUGUCCUUCUUUUCCUUUCCCUCUUUCUUGUCCUUCUUUUCCUUUCCCUCUUUCUUGUCCUUCUUAUCCUUUCCCUCUUUCUUGUCCUUCUUACCCUUCCCUUCUUUCUUGUCCUUCUUACCCUUCCCUUCUUUCUUGUCCUUCUUACCCUUCCCUUCUUUCUUGUCCUUCUUACCCUUCCCUUCUUUCUUGUCCGUCUUUCGCAUUUAUCUCUUUCUUGUCUUUCUUUCCACUUUAUCUCUUUCUUGUCCUUCUUUUGCUUUCCUUCUUUCUCAUCCUUCUUUUCCUUUCCCUCUUUCUCGUCCUUCUUUUCCUUUCCCUCUUUCUCGUCCUUCUUUUCCUUUCCCUCUUUCUCGUCCUUCUUUUCCUUUCCCUCUUUCUCGUCCUUCUUUUCCUUUCUCCCUUUAUUGUGUUUCUUUCCCAUUUAUCUCUUUCUUGUCCUUCUUUUCUCUUUUAUCUCUUUAUUGUUCUUCUUUAUCUUUCUUGUCCUUCUUUCCCUUUCUCUCUUUCUUGUCCUUCUUUCCCAUUUACUCUUUCUUGUCCUUCUUUCCCUUUUACUCUUUCUUGUCCUUCUUUCCCUUUUACUCUUUCUUGUCCUUCUUUUCCUUUCUCUCUUUCCUGUCCUUCUUUUCCUUUCUCUCUUUCCUGUCCUUCUUUUCCUUUCUCUCUUUCCUGUCCUUCUUUUCCUUUCUCUCUUUCCUGUCCUUCUUUUCCUUUCUCUCUUUCCUGUCCUUCUUUUCCUUUCUCUCUUUCCUGUCCUUCUUUUCCUUUCUCUCUUUCUUGUCCGUCUUUCUUUCUUGUCCUUCUUUCUUUUCCUUCUUUUUCUUUCUCCCUUUCUUGUCUUUCUUUUUCUUUCUCCCUUUCUUGUCUUUCUUUUUCUUUCUCCCUUUCUUGUCUUUCUUUUUUUUUUCUCCCUUUCUUGUCUUUCUUUUUUUUUCUCCCUUUCUUGUCUUUUCUUUUUUUUUUCCCCUUUCUUGUCUUUCUCUUUCUUUCUCCCUUUCUUGUCUUUCUCUUUCUUUCUCCCUUUCUUGUCUUUCUUUUUCUUUCUCCCUUUCUUGUCUUUCUUUUUCUUUCUCCCUUUCUUGUCUUUCUUUUUCUUUCUCCCUUUCUUGUCUUUCUUUUUCUUUCUCCCUUUCUUGUCUUUCUUUUUCUUUCUCCCUUUCUUGUCUUUCUUUUUCUUUCUCCCUUUCUUGUCUUUCUUUUUCUUUCUCCCUUUCUUGUCUUUCUUUUUCUUUCUUUUUCUUUCUCCCUUUCAUGUCCUUCUUUUCCUUUCCCUCUAUCUUGUCUUUAUUUUCCUUUCUCCCUUUCUUGUUGUUCUUUCCCUUUCUCUCUUUCUAGUCCUUCUUUCCCUUUCUCACUUUCUAGUCCUUCUUUCCCGUUUACCUGUUUCUUGUCCUUCCUUCCCUUUCUUGUCCUUCCUUCCCUUUCUCGCCUUUUUUCCCUUUCUAUUACCUUCCUCUUCUUCUUUCUCUCCUUCUUUUCCUCUCUUUCCUUUUCUCUACCCAUUUAACUUUCUCUUAAUUUAA